Condylostylus longicornis is the source of this 3007-nucleotide messenger RNA. RefSeq names its product pre-mRNA-processing factor 6 (gene Prp6). The transcript has 4 exons. Lineage: Eukaryota; Metazoa; Arthropoda; Insecta; Diptera; Dolichopodidae. Gene Ontology annotation, cellular component: catalytic step 2 spliceosome; U4/U6 x U5 tri-snRNP complex. Gene Ontology annotation, molecular function: protein binding. The record is from RefSeq and is a predicted model, not a curated record. Gene Ontology annotation, biological process: mRNA splicing, via spliceosome; spliceosomal tri-snRNP complex assembly. Bases 101 to 2899 code for a protein of 932 amino acids.
UGUUAUCGCAAAGACAAAGCAUAACUUCAAAAAUAAAUAAACAAAAGUGAAAACAAAAUAAGAGUAUUCUUUUAAAUUAAUUAAAAAUAAAUAAAUAAAAAUGGCCACAAAUGUUACUGCAGCUGUAAUAGCCAAUAGAAAUAAGAAAAACUUUCUAGGAAUUCCAGCUCCCUUGGGAUAUGUAGCUGGAGUCGGUCGUGGAGCCACUGGUUUUACGACGCGUUCUGAUAUUGGUCCAGCUCGUGAUGCAAAUGAUGUUUCAGACGAUAGACAUGCACCACCUGCUGCAAAAAGAAAAAAGAAAGAAGAAGAAGAGGAAGAUGAUGAAGAUUUAAAUGAUUCUAAUUAUGAUGAGUUUAGCGGCUACAGUGGUUCUUUAUUUUCGAAAGAUCCAUAUGAUAAAGACGAUGAAGAAGCUGAUGCUAUUUACGAAUCAAUUGAUAAACGGAUGGAUGAAAAACGAAAAGAAUAUCGUGAAAAGCGAAUGAAGGAAGAUUUAGAAAGGUAUCGCCAAGAAAGACCGAAAAUUCAGCAGCAAUUUUCAGAUUUAAAAAGAUCUUUGUCAAAUGUCACUGCCGAAGAAUGGGCAAACAUUCCAGAAGUUGGAGAUAGUAGAAAUAGAAAACAAAGAAAUCCCAGGGCUGAAAAGUUUACACCUCUUCCGGACAGUGUUCUAUCUAGAAAUUUAGGAGGAGAAACUACGACUAAUAUAGAUCCCAGAUCUGGCAUUGCUUCAAUGAUUCCAGGGGUUGCAACACCUGGAAUGUUAACACCUACGGGUGAUUUAGAUUUGAGAAAAAUUGGACAAGCAAGAAAUACUUUGAUGAAUGUAAAACUUUCACAAGUUUCUGAUUCUGUCACUGGACAAACAGUUGUAGACCCAAAAGGUUAUUUAACAGAUUUACAAUCAAUGAUUCCUACAUAUGGGGGUGAUAUCAAUGAUAUCAAGAAGGCUCGUUUACUUUUAAAAAGCGUACGUGAAACCAAUCCCAAUCAUCCACCUGCCUGGAUAGCGAGCGCUCGUUUAGAAGAAGUCACUGGCAAAGUGCAAAUGGCAAGAAAUUUAAUUAUGAGAGGAUGCGAAAUGAAUCCAUUAAGUGAGGACUUAUGGCUUGAGGCAGCACGUUUACAACCCCCUGACACAGCGAAAGCUGUAAUUGCACAAGCUGCAAGACAUAUACCGACUUCAGUUCGUAUUUGGAUUAAAGCAGCUGAUUUGGAAAGUGAAAUCAAAGCAAAAAGAAGAGUUUAUCGAAAAGCUUUGGAACAUAUCCCGAAUUCAGUGCGAUUGUGGAAAGCUGCUGUUGAAUUAGAAAAUCCGGACGAUGCACGGAUUUUACUUUCUCGUGCUGUUGAAUGUUGUAAUACAAGCGUAGAGUUAUGGUUAGCGUUGGCUAGGUUAGAAACAUAUGAAAACGCUAGAAAAGUUUUAAAUAAAGCUCGUGAAAAUAUUCCCACUGAUCGUCAAAUCUGGACAACGGCAGCAAAACUGGAAGAAGCUCAUGGAAACAUCCAUAUGGUAGAAAAAAUUAUUGACAGAGCAUUAACCUCUUUAACUGCAAAUGGGGUCGAGAUUAACAGAGAACAUUGGUUUCAAGAAGCUAUUGAAGCAGAAAAAUCGGAAGCUGUACAUUGUUGUCAAGCAAUUAUAAGGGCAGUUAUUAGUAUAGGAGUUGAAGAGGAAGAUCGUAAGCAGACAUGGAUUGAUGAUGCCGAAUUUUGUGCGAAAGAAAAUGCUUUUGAAUGUGCCAGAGCUGUUUAUGCAUAUGCUUUGCAAGAAUUUCCGUCCAAAAAAAGUAUUUGGCUUCGAGCGGCAUAUUUUGAAAAAAAUCAUGGUACUAGAGAAAGCUUGGAGGCUCUUCUUCAAAGAGCUGUUGCGCAUUGUCCAAAAUCUGAAAUUCUUUGGCUAAUGGGUGCUAAAUCUAAAUGGUUAGCAGGAGAUGUACCAGCUGCUAGAGGUAUUUUAUCUUUAGCCUUUCAGGCUAAUCCCAACUCAGAAGAUAUUUGGUUGGCUGCUGUAAAGUUGGAAAGUGAAAAUGCUGAAUAUGAAAGAGCUAGACGUUUACUGGCCAAAGCUAGAGCGUCGGCCCCAACGCCAAGAGUUAUGAUGAAAUCAGCUCGUUUAGAAUGGGCACUGAAUAACUUGACUGAUGCUCGGAAACUUUUGGAUGAAGCUGUAAAGGUAUUUCCAGAUUUCGCAAAAUUGUGGAUGAUGAAAGGACAAAUUGAAGAACAGGAAAAUUUAUUAGAAGAUGCGGCAGACACAUAUAAUACCGGACUUAAAAAGUGUUCUACUUCUAUACCCUUAUGGAUCCUUUCUUCACGUUUAGAAGAACGAAAAGGAACAUUGACUAAAGCCCGUUCUAUUCUAGAGCGUGCUAGAUUAAAAAAUCCUAAAAACUCGCAAUUAUGGUUGGAAGCCAUUCGAUUAGAAAUACGUGGAGGUUUCAAAGAAAUUGCUAAUACAAUGAUGGCACGUGCCCUUCAAGAAUGUCCCAAUUCUGGUGAAUUGUGGGCCGACGCGAUAUUUAUGGAAUCAAAACCACAACGAAAGAGUAAAUCUGUUGAUGCAUUAAAGAAAUGUGAGCAUGAUCCCCAUGUUUUGUUGGCAGUGUCCAAAUUGUUUUGGACAGAACAUAAAAUGCAAAAAUGUCGAGAAUGGUUUAAUCGAUCAGUGAAAAUCGAUCCAGAUUUAGGAGAUUCAUGGGCAUACUUUUAUAAGUUUGAAUUAUUGCAUGGUACUGAGCAACAACAAAACGACGUUAUUGAAAGAUGCGUAGCUGCAGAGCCUAAACAUGGGGAAGUAUGGUGUAAAGUCAGUAAAAAUAUUACAAAUUGGUGCUUCAAGACACCAGACAUUCUGUCAGCAGUUGUAAAAGAUUUGGCGAUUCCAGUAUAAAUUAAAUGACAACGCUAAAAAUUAAAUUUAUUGUAAUAGAAGUAGGAAAACUUCUGAUAUUUAUAAAUUAAAUUGUUUGGAAUUACAUGUAUUUAAUUUUUUUCACAA